AUGGCGAUGGAUGCAGAAGCAGUGAGGGAAAUCCAAGAGUCGACGCGCUACGAAUACUCUGCCUUACCUUCAGAAAGUUCCAUUCGCCUUCUGCAGAUCAUUCAGGAUGAUUCCUGCGCACAAGGCUUCUUAGUACGGCUGGAGACCUACGAGCUUGAAGAUGCGCCCCCAUUCUGGGCACUUUCGUACACAUGGGGGCCUUCAGAGUUUGAUGAGGGGUCUGAUGCUUCAAAGAGAGCAGAGACACAUUUCACUAAUUUAGAAUGCGACGGUGGACGACUUCGAGUCGGCCAGAAUCUUUUCGACUUUCUGCGGCAGUUCAAGAAUGACAUUGCUUUCUUCGCGGAAUCAUCGGAGCUUGGACGUCAGUCCCGUAGAGCUAAUCAAUCGGCUCGGCUACUCUACCCUAAAAACGGCUUCAAUCUUUGGGUCGAUGCUAUUUGUAUAGACCAACAAGAGAGCCAAGAGAGAUGCCAUCAAGUCCAGCUCAUGGGCCAAAUUUACGAGUCUGCAAGAAGUGUAAUUGUCUGGCUCGGUACAACUGAGCCCCCAUACGAAGUCUAUUGGGUCGUCAGAUGUUUUAUACCAAAGAUAUUGGAAUUGGCCAGGGCAGGAAGCACCGUUGACUUCCUACACCAAGUUGGACCGGAAUUAGACCAUCCUGAGAUAUCCAAGUUACUCAGCAAGGAGUUUUGCGAUCAGUGGCGAAGUUCAUACCCAGUGUACUUCGACUUCUUCCUGAAGAAGCGAUGGCUUACGCGCGGAUGGGUUGUACAGGAAGCAGCGAUACCUCACUCCCAAGAUAUAGUGCUUCAGUGUGGCGGAGUCCAAUUCGCCUGGUCCGACAUCAACAAACUGUCUGCCUUCAUUCUUCGGGUGCGUUGGGAUGAGAAACUCAUACAAAGACUGGGCGAACUCCUUCCGGAUUGGAAGAAACGUCCUGGCACCAUCGAUCGCCUUUGGAACUCGACACAGUCUUCUCUUUCGGCAUUUCGUCGCGAGAAAGUCAGCAACGGCAUGGCUCGUUGGCAGAAACAGCGCUGGGGGGCUACUACAGACGAAGCUAUGCGUCAUGCCGAGGUGCUUCAAACUCUCCACCGGUUGAGGAUCUACAACUUCGAGAAUCCGCUAGACCACAUUUAUGGCGGGCUGGGAGUCAUACAGCGCAUUCUGGGUCGCAAUUAUGAGGUUGGAGUAGUACCCAGUUACGACAUCUCCGUCGAAAGCGUUUACACCCAGGUAACGGGUUGGUUGAUCCAGCACUUAUCCAAUCUCGAUAUUCUGGGACUAGCAGGCAUCACCGAAGGUCGCCUCCCAAACCUUCCGUCGUGGGUUCCAGACUUCUCAUCUCACGGGCCUGAACACUUUACCUCUCUGCAAAGGUUAAGGCAGCUGGCAAGAGAGUGUCUUUUCCCGAGAACUUUUGAUGCCACCAGCACUGCAGAUGGAUCGGGCAGACAUGAGGCCUGGAGUCAAGGUCAUGAUCAUCUCAUACUGAAGGGAGUCUUCAUUGACACGGUCUCAAAGUCCGAAAGUUCGAAUUUCGACAGGCAAAAUGUCUUCAGCAACGUAACAUGGCUACGAGAUAUGAGAAGACAGCAGGGUAUCUAUGAAUUGACAGGGGAGAGUCUCGUGGAUGUAGCUGUGGCAACGCUAAUUGCGGACGUCAAAUUACUUCAAGACUCUCAAGAGAGUCGAAGAGAGUGGGUACAGAGGUGCAUAGCCUACGAUGAAAACAGAAACAUGGGUGAAGGAGAAGAUCCAAGCACCGCUGGGCCAGCAACGACGUCCAUCCAACAUUCUGACGCGGCCAUUCCAGCAGACUCAUUGUCAGGAACCUUGAAGAAGGACCCCAUCUCAAAGAUGGCACAUUUCAUGGCUUCUGGAAGACAGUUGUUGGAGACAGACAAGGGCUAUCACGGGCUUGGAACGGCGGCGUCCAAGGCUGAAGAUGAAGUCUGGCUUAUUCGUGGAAGUCGCAUGCCGCUAUUGCUGAGGAAGACCUCCGCCACCGCAAGCUACGAUGACAACGUUGCGAGUAGAAAUGGCGGAAAAUACGUUCUAAUUGGAGAGGCAUACAUCCAUGGGAUCAUGUACGGAGAGUUGAUGACUGACGAGUUCAUGUCACGUUGCCGGGCAGUUUCUCUCGUCUGA
Messenger RNA from Colletotrichum phormii, 2154 nucleotides. RefSeq names its product heterokaryon incompatibility protein. The record is from RefSeq and is a predicted model, not a curated record. Bases 1 to 2154 code for a protein of 717 amino acids. Lineage: Eukaryota; Fungi; Ascomycota; Sordariomycetes; Glomerellales; Glomerellaceae. The transcript has a single exon.